Molecule: messenger RNA, 2256 nt
Organism: Arabidopsis lyrata subsp. lyrata
Lineage: Eukaryota; Viridiplantae; Streptophyta; Magnoliopsida; Brassicales; Brassicaceae
Product: putative cysteine-rich receptor-like protein kinase 32
Biological process (GO): protein phosphorylation
Molecular function (GO): protein kinase activity; ATP binding
Source: RefSeq, a predicted model, not a curated record
CUAACCACACCCAUACUUUUUGACGAAAUCAACGUCCUAAAAUGUUACAGUAAAAAACCAUUAUAGAGUUGACUUGAAUAUGCUUUACUCAAUUACUUACAAAAAUUCUAACCAACUAUGCUUUUUGACGAAAUCAACGACCCUAAGUACUACAGUAAAAUAAAAAACUGUACAUUAUUUACAAUCAAUUUCAAUAAUCUGCAACACAUAUCUGACCAAAGUAAAACAUCCAAAAUAAAAAUGUCUCUGCACAAUCUCUUGUCAAUCCUCUGUUUUGUCCUCGCCAUUAGCUUCGGCUACGUGUCUGCACAAAAAUGUGUGGACUCAAUGUUUUUCAGACCCAACGGUACUUAUGACACAAACCGUCGUCUCAUUCUCUCAACUCUUGCUUCCAACGUGAGUACACGAGAUGGCUACUACAACGGUUCGGUCGGUGAAGGCCCUGAAAAAAUCUAUGCCUUAGGUCUCUGUAUCCCAAGGACUGAUCCAAAGGUCUGUUCUGAUUGUAUCCAAAUCGCAUCUACGGGUUUAUUACAAAACUGCCCGAACCAGACCGACUCUUACGACUGGAGAUCCCAGAAAACACUCUGUUUCGUUCGUUACUCCAACAGCUCGUUUUCCAACAAAAUGGAUCUAGAGCCGACAAUGAUAAUAGGAGAUCUAAAUAGUGGACUAUUCCAAGGGAACCUAACAGCUUAUUCAAGAACAUGGGAGGUGUUCAUGAAAUCUAUGAUCACCCGAGUCGGUCGAACUCGUUACCUGGCCGAUAUUUCCCCUCGGAUAGGCUCUGCUCGUAUAUACGCGCUGAUGCAAUGUAUUCCGGGGAUAUCCUCUUUGGAAUGUGGAAAUUGUAUUCGGGAAAAUGUGCGGAUGUACCAGAAUUGCUGCAAUGGGUUCAUAGGAGGAACUAUUCGCAAGCCGGUCUGCUUUUUACGGUGGGAUGGUUCUGAAUAUCUUGGUGCCUUUGGUGACACGCCAUCGCUACCUCCACCUUCUCCAGAUGGGAAAACAAUAUCUACGGGAGCUAUUGUUGCGGUUGUUGUUGUUUCCGCGGUUAUAUUUGUGGCGCUGCUAGCUUUAGUAUUGGUCAUUCGGAAGAGAAGACAAUCAUACAAAACACUAAAACCUCAAACUGAUAAUGACAUGACAAGUCCACAGUCUCUGCAAUUUGAUUUUAUGACCCUCGAAGCGGCAACUGAUAAAUUUUCGAGGAAUAACAAGCUAGGUCAAGGUGGAUUUGGUGAAAUUUUUAAGGGAAUAUUACCAAAUCAAACAGAAGUUGCGGUGAAGCGGCUAUCGAUAAAUUCAGGACAAGGCACACAAGAGUUCAAGAACGAGGUUGUAAUUGUGGCUAAGCUUCAACACAGGAAUCUUGUUAGGCUUCUUGGGUUUUGCUUAGAAAGAUAUGAACAGAUACUUGUCUACGAGUUUGUUUCCAACAAGAGCCUUAACUAUUUCCUCUUUGAUCCAACAAAGAAGAGUCAGCUAGAUUGGAAAAUACGAUACAGCAUCAUUGGAGGGAUUACGCGAGGGCUUCUCUAUCUUCAUCAAGACUCGCGGCUCACCAUUAUACACCGUGACAUCAAAGCAAGUAACAUUCUUUUAGAUGCCGAUAUGAACCCUAAAAUAGCGGAUUUCGGAAUCGCAAGAAAUUUUAGCGUGGACCAAACUGAAGACAAUACAGGAAGAGUUGUUGGAACCUUCGGUUACAUGCCUCCAGAGUAUGUGACGCACGGCCAAUUCUCUACCAAAUCUGAUGUUUAUAGCUUUGGAGUAUUGAUUCUGGAGAUUAUUUGUGGCAAGAAGAAUAGCAGCUUCUACCAGAUGGCUGAUUCUGGUGGCAAUUUGGUGACACAUGUUUGGAGGCUUUGGAACAAGGAUUCACCCUUAGAUCUCAUAGACCCCGCGAUUAAGGAAAGCUACGAUAAUGAUGUAGUCAUUAGAUGUAUACAUAUCGGAAUUUUAUGUGUUCAAGAAACUCCGGCAGAUCGUCCGGAGAUGUCUACGAUCUUUCAAAUGCUUACAAAUAGCUUCAUUACUCUACCUGUGCCUCGACCACCUGGAUUUUUCUUCAGGAACAGACACAAUUUAGACCCUUUAACUUAUGGAUCCGAGCUGGGUCAAUCCAGCAAAUCUAUUCCUUAUUCUAUAGAUAGUGCGUCAAUCACUAGAGUCACUCCUCGGUGAAAUGAUUGCUUUUGCACUAGUCCCUAGCAUUUUCCGUGUAGCACAAGCAACUCCCAUGAUAGUUUUGGG